Messenger RNA from Medicago truncatula (barrel medic), 396 nucleotides. RefSeq lists its product as uncharacterized. The record is from RefSeq and is a predicted model, not a curated record. The transcript has a single exon. Bases 1 to 396 code for a protein of 131 amino acids. NCBI's taxonomy places the organism in Eukaryota, Viridiplantae, Streptophyta, Magnoliopsida, Fabales, Fabaceae.
AUGAUGAACGCUUUUUGGUGGGGUCAUGGUGGCUCAAGAAAUAAAGGUUUAAACUGGCUAUCCUGGGAAAAGCUCUCUGUUCACAAGAAUGAUGGAGGGAUGGGAUUCAAAGAUCUGGAAGCUUUUAAUGUGGCAAUGCUUGGUAAACAGGGUUGGCAGUUGCAAACAAAUACGGAAAGUCUCGUCUCAAGAAUCUUCAAAGCUAGAUACUAUCCGAACAGUUCCUAUCUAGAGACUAAACUGGGGCAUAACCCUAGUUUUGUGUGGCAUAGUAUCCUCAGCGCCAAGGUGGUGGUCCGUCAAGGAGCUAGAUGGAAAAUUGGCACAGGCUUUGACAUUCCUAUUAUUAGUGAACCAUGGAUUGGUUCAGGAUCCAGUAUUCCCCCUUGUGGGUGA